AUGUUUCGUCUGUGUUGCAAGCGUUAUGUAGUGUUCACUCAAGCUAUCCCAUAUCUCCAAAAAUUUUCGAAAGACUUUUUCCUAAAAGGACAUCCUCUCAGCUCGAGCAAUAUCUGGCUCGACGAGAAUGACUUUUUCGUUAAUCAAAGUACUUCCCAUUUUGGAAAGUCCAGUUUGUUGAAGAUCAACUCGUUGAGUCACCAUCCCAAAUACUCACCGUAUGCGAAGUGCGUGAAUAAGCGAAAAUACAAAAAAACUACCCCCUCUGCCUCAUCCCCCUCUCUAGAAGUCCCCUGUGUGGAUCCCGACACGAAGCCAAUCAAUUGCCCCAAUGCUCGAAAAAAACGGGCUGGUGACGUCGUGGAGCAAUCAAUCAAGGUAAAAUCCUUGGACUUGAAUUACAAGAUCCCCGUCUGUAGCGUUUACAUUUACCGUCAUAUGUACUUGUUAAAUAUGGAUCAGAUAAUGGAGGACACCCAAAACAGGCAGGAGUUAUUUCUGUCUGAGUUCAAGACUUCCCCUGGGAUGGAGGUGUCCAUGUCCAUUAACUCACGGAGGCCGUUUUCUUUUUUCAUUCAGAAGCAGUUACAGCAGUUGCAGCAGAUCCACCGGUACAACUCAUGUUGGUGGGGCACCAUGGUACAAUGGCGGCGCCUGGGGGCGGCGUUACAGUUUUCACAGAACCAGCACUUGCUGUACCAAAAAAUUUAUACCAAACUGGUCCACAUCUCUUUGAUCGACAACGCAGAGGAGAUUCUACAGCACUGUUAUAUUUCUGGAAAAAGUGGCACUUUUUUUAACCUACUUUUGAAAAAUAAUCCGGAUAACAAGCUUGACAGUGCGUAUUGUGAUUCUUCGCUUGGUCAUAUGCAGGGUGGUAUGCAAAUGGGGGUUUCAAAUUUCGAUGUUCAAGGGAUCAGUCCUGCCAGGGGAUCGAUCCAUGGUGCUACUGGGGAUAUGACGCAUAACUGUUAUUCAUCUUCACUAUUUGGUCAUUCUUCCUAUUUUUUUAAUAUUAUGAACGACAUGAAAUUGCAUCGACAUGCAGUUCCUUUGUAUUUCAGCAUGACUCAGCUACAUCAAUUCAAACUAAAGCUGCGGGGCGAUGCCUCUGGGGUCUCUUUUAAUGAAUACGAUAAUACGAUACCCCCUUCUUUGAAACAUUUGGACCAAGCUCAAGAUGAGAACUUAUUUUAUCAGGGUUUCUCAGGAGCUAUGUCGCCAAAGACCUACUUCUACCACCUAUCUCAAGUUUAUUUCCCGGAGUCGUUUAGGCUGCCGCAGCACGUUAUCGCAGCAGAGCUAGAGUAUACGGUAGGGAGUCCCCUGAACGGACUGACAGGGGCCCAUCUUCCGUAUGUAGAGCUGCUUAAAGAAAAUUUACUACUGCAAUAUCCCAACCUCGCUGCGGUACUCUGCGCGUCCCGCCAUAGUGGCCCUGGUGCGACCGAGUGCAGCCCUCAUCUCUCUGCCCAGAUAGCGGCGAAGGAUUCCGUGCAGGCGCUUUCGGAUGAUGCGCUUGCCGAACUUCUGGAAAAACGCUCCUUGCCUACCGUACACGACGGACGCAGUCUGUGGUUUUCUGCAAAAGACAUACUUCAACAUGGUGGUAUCGUGGAUGUGAACGCAACCCCAGUUGAGGUGACUUGUCUUAAAGCAUUAACCUAUGCUCAUGUGAGCAACAACAAUUACGUCGAGCGAGGAGGGGAGAACUAUUUGGGAAUAAAAGCACAUGAGCAAUGCUUCAGGCGAAUGAUGUAUAAUGUGGAUUGUUUAGUGAACCCAGAUGAGGGGUACAAGGUUGUAAAUCAGUGUCCAUUCUUACGUAAUGAUCAUUAA
This is a messenger RNA of Phytomonas sp. Hart1, 1839 nucleotides long. Lineage: Eukaryota; Euglenozoa; Kinetoplastea; Trypanosomatida; Trypanosomatidae. The record is from the annotation of a GenBank genome assembly.